CAUGCGUGGAAGCACAGCGGGCUUCGUGGGCACGAUCUCCGGCCAGCCGCACUCGGACUCGCCGCUCUUACAAUGGGCAGACGUGCUCUUCUCCAGCGCAGUGGUCUCCCCCGCCUCCAUCGCCUACUGGAAGUCCACAUGGACGCUCAUGGACCUGUACAUCUAUCCAGAGGAUCCGCUGCUCAACGCGGCCGUCUGCACCGCAUUCGGAAUGUGCUUCAGCGUGUUCUUGUGUUUUUUCCAAUUCCACCUCAGCAAAUAUAUCAGCCCGGAUAGGGGGAGGGUGACAUAUUACGUGUUGUCGAGGUUGUACAGUUGUGUGGCCGGGGUGACGUGUAUCGCGGCGGUGAAGGGUGUGUGGAACCUGAUGGACGAGUGCUCGGGGGACGGAGUGUCUUCUGUAAUGUGGACGACGGCUGCAGCGAUCCUUGCGCUGGCGGCUCUCAGGACCCUAAGGAACAUCUGCGCGAUACCCUUCGUGGUGGUGAUCGACUCGCCGAGGGACCACUUCGAUGUGCCCACAUUCUUCAGAAAGAGUACGAGAGAAACAAUGCUCUUCAUCCUAGAUUGCAUCUUCUCAGUGGUGGUGGUGGGCUGGCUCGUGAUCUGCGUGUGGCGCGGCGUCUGGGCUAUGUCCGACUGGCUCUUCUACCCGGAAGACCAACUCAAGUCACUCAUUGCUUCUUUGGUGCUGGGCUACGGCAUCACGAUCCUGACAUUCGGGCUGGAGGCGCCGAUGCGGUGGGCGGCCACCAAGCUGGACGGCGCUCCCAAGCUGCUGCUGGCCGACCUGUACAACCUGGUCUCAUUCGUGGCCACUAUCAACGUCUGGCGGGGAUAUUGGAUUUUCCUUGACGAUUAUUUCUUUCCUGAAUAUCCAGAGAUCGCCAAUUGGGCCACACACUUCGUCAGUUUAGUAGUCCUCGUACUGCUAAACUGUUUUAACACAGUUCUUGUCAGAGGAGUAUACUUCGAUGCAGAGGAACCAGAGGAUGAAUGCAUGGUGUUCCCUUGCCAUUAUAUCCGGAUAUACUACCACAGAAGAAAAAUGAGAAAGAAGUUCAGAAACGCCAUUAAUAAUGCAGAGAAAAAUAAGUUACAAGAAUCUAGUGUACCAUUACAAAUAGAUGUAGAGAAAUAAUUUUAAGUAAA
Molecule: messenger RNA, 1152 nt
Organism: Pectinophora gossypiella (pink bollworm)
Lineage: Eukaryota; Metazoa; Arthropoda; Insecta; Lepidoptera; Gelechiidae
Exons: 4
Coding region: 2-1141 (379 amino acids)
Biological process (GO): neuron-neuron synaptic transmission; neuromuscular synaptic transmission; clustering of voltage-gated calcium channels
Cellular component (GO): presynaptic membrane
Source: RefSeq, a predicted model, not a curated record